Molecule: messenger RNA, 1224 nt
Organism: Macrosiphum euphorbiae (potato aphid)
Lineage: Eukaryota; Metazoa; Arthropoda; Insecta; Hemiptera; Aphididae
Source: the annotation of a GenBank genome assembly
AUGAAUCAAUCAGUUAUAACAAAUUCAUUUAAAAUUAAACUUUUUAAAGAGUUCAUUUUGAACAAAAAUCGUACUAGUGCUUGUAUUAAAAAUGGAUUACCUGCGCUUUUUGUGCGUUCAAAUUGUCUAACAGAUAUUGUAAGCUUGAGCCAAGAUGAUGAUGAAGAAUUAUUUCUCAAUAACGAAAGGCAUCAUAGAAGUAAAAUUUUCAACUUUGUUGAAGUAACCGUGUAUAAUAUGUCUGACUGGGAUUUUAAAAUACAUUUUAGACUUACAAGAAGAAGUAUUGAGACUUUGAUUUUACAUAUGGGUCCUUUAUUAUUUCAAUCUGAUGUAAAAUUAGGCAUAAAAAAACAAUUAUUGAUCUUCAUUUGGUACAUGGCUAACUGUGAAACCCAUCGACAAAUAGGAAACAGAUUUAAUAUUGCUGACAGUACCAGCCAUAAAGUAGUGCUAAAUUGUUUAAAUAAUAUGAAAGAACUAUCUGGAAAAUUUAUAAGAUGGCCUAGAGGACAAGAAGCUAACAUCACUGUGCAAAAAUUCAACUGUCUAAGAGCAAAUGCUUUCCCUGGAGUAUUGGGGGCAGUCGACGGUUGUCAUAUUUCUAUACUUGCCCCUUGGGAAAAAAGGACUGUUAUGGAAAAACUUGAUAGGAAUAUGUUUUACAAUAGAAAACAAGUCCCUUCAGUUCUGCUACAGGGCAUAGUGGAUUCCGAUCUGAAGUUCAUUGAUGUGUUUUCGGGUUGGCCCGGAUCAUCUCACGACGCAAGAGUGUUCAGAAGAAGUCUAAUAGGACAAAAACUCUUGAGUAAUGAUUUAAGUAUUUUACCAGAGAAUUGUCAUAUUCUGGGUGAUGGAGCUUACCCACUAUCAGAGAAUGUUAUGAUCCCUUACAGGGACAAUGGGAAUUUAACCUUAGCCAAAAAACAUUUCAAUCGGUGCCUGAGUAGUUCUCGAGUUGUAGUUGAACAAGCAUUUGGGAAACUCUACUGCAGAUUUAGAAAGUUGAAACAUAUGGAUGUAUACCACAAAUCCCUAUGUGGUUUGAUAAUCACUGCAGCUUGUUGUUUACAUAAUAUUUGUAUCGAUAUGCAAGACGAUUUUGAUGCUGACCCUUAUACUUCUCCAGAGUUAGAUUCUGAAGAGAACUCUCUAGCGGCGUCAAGACUUGGAGUUAGAAAACGUGAUGAAUUGUGCAAUAUGUUAUCAUUAAAUGUUAAUUGA